This is a messenger RNA of Macrobrachium nipponense, 4074 nucleotides long. Its product is annotated as galactosylgalactosylxylosylprotein 3-beta-glucuronosyltransferase P-like. Gene Ontology annotation, cellular component: Golgi membrane. Gene Ontology annotation, molecular function: galactosylgalactosylxylosylprotein 3-beta-glucuronosyltransferase activity. The coding region runs from base 469 to 1962 and encodes 497 amino acids. The record is from RefSeq and is a predicted model, not a curated record. The transcript is spliced from 8 exons. Gene Ontology annotation, biological process: carbohydrate metabolic process; chondroitin sulfate proteoglycan biosynthetic process. NCBI's taxonomy places the organism in Eukaryota, Metazoa, Arthropoda, Malacostraca, Decapoda, Palaemonidae.
ACUCUGCUAGCAGCCACGCGCUCUGACUCUCUCUCACUCUCUCUUUCUCUCCCUCUGUAGCUCCCCUCACUCUCUCUCUCUCUCUCUCUCUCUCUCUCUCUUAGACACACACAACACGCUCGGGCUCAGUUCCUUCCUGACAACCGGCCACUGCGGGUUCGAGCGUUCCAGCCGGCGGCGUCCCCUCUCGUCCCGCCCGAUUCAUUCAAUUGAAAGCCGCUCUCGUGUUUGUUGUGAGUGAUCUUUUUAAGCCCCUUCUCGGUUCCCCCCGCCGAAGGGACGAACGAUGCGGUAACUCGCCGGGGAAUAGGAGAGUGUGUAAUAAUUCUCUAGUUAUAGUCACAUAAGUUUCUUUGAAGGAAAACAACGAAAAAUAGGGAGAAAAGCGAGCCGCCUUCUUCUUCUUCUUCUUCUUCGUCUGUAAUGUAAACAGUUGACGAACAGUUGACUCUCACGUUCCACUAGACGAUGGGGUUCCUGUUCAAAUACAAUCACCGUCCCAGGAGCACGGGGAUGUGGUCUGGAAUGGUGGCAUUGGUACGGACAGUCGUGGGCGUGAGUCUGGUGGGCGGCCUGCUGGUCGUCUUGCUGUGGUCGGAACAACAAGUGGGCGUGAAGACGCCCGCCCACACUCACUUCCACGCCCACGCCAGGGGAAUUCCCCCCGAGUCAGCCUUCGAAGAGGCUUCGGAGAAGGAGGAAGUGUCAUUCCAGACCGUGACGGAGAGGCUGAGCAGCCUCGCCCACAGAGCGGCGGCGGCGUCGUCUUCCGAAGAAGCAGAAAACUCGAGAGCCUCCUCCUCCUCCUCCUCCUCCAAGACCUUCUUCGCCCACCACCACCAGGCCAACUCCUCGUCCUCGCAGAAUCACCCCCUCCUCCACAAUCACCGUCGCCCCCACCAUCACAAUCACCUGAAAGCCAAGACCAAAAAUGGCACCGAUGCCAUCUCCUUCCCCGCCAAAGUGCCAAACUCGCUCAAGUCGUAUCCCAAGGGAUCUUCGUCAGGAGAGAGCCAGAGUUCUUCGGCGUCGAGGAACCUCUCCCUGGCGUCGAACUCGAAGUCGAUGUCUUCUGCGAUGUCUUCGCCUUCGUCCUCCAAUGCUCUUAGUAAUAACAACGACGAUGAAAGCGACGCCGGAAAUGCGAAUAAUCUGGUCUUCAACAUCGACAACAGCGUUCCGGCGCCUAAUUCGGACAUGCCCAAGAUCUACGUCAUCACGCCCACUUACAGACGACCUGAGCAGGUAGCGGAGUUGACCCGACUUGCCCAGACGCUGAUGUUGGUGCCCAAUCUCCACUGGCUCGUUGCGGAGGACUCCAUUGCCCCCACCAGGAGGGUCCUGGCCUUCUUGGACUCCUGCAGCGUCCCGCACACCUAUCUCCUCGCCACGGCCUCCAGGCGGUACAAGGGAGCCAACAAGCCCCGGGGAGUCAGCAACAGGAACGCCGGCCUCAAGUGGCUCAAAGUCCACGCGAAAGAGGGGGUCUUCUACUUCGCUGACGACGACAACACUUACGACUAUCGCAUCUUCAACGAGAUGCGUUGGACGAAGAGAGUGUCCAUGUUCCCCGUGGGUCUGGUCACGAGGUUGGGCGUCUCUUCGCCCAUCGUCUCCGACGGGAAGCUGAUCGGGUUCUACGAUGGCUGGAUCGCCGGCAGGAAGUUCCCCGUCGACAUGGCCGGUUUCGCCGUCAACGUCCAGUUUUAUCUACAGAGGAAUUCUCCAAUGAUGCCAUACAGUGUGGGAUUCGAGGAAGAUGGCUUUCUGAAAGCACUGAAUAUAAAACCCGAAGAGAUCGAGCCUCUGGCAGAUAAUUGCACAAAGAUCCUGGUAUGGCAUACCCGGACGGUGAAGACAGUCCCAGCUCUGAAGAUGCCCGACACGGACAAGGUCUCCAAGACGAACCUCAACCAGCUGAAGCCCCAGAUGGUCUUUCAGAUGCCCUUCGGUCUUUCUUAGCUUCCUCACUUCGUCGCCAGAGGGAGACGAACUCGAGAGGUUGUCAGUUCAAGGAAUCAAGACUUGUGUCAGAGCGAGCGCUCUUCUCGUGGCUGAAUUUCGUCGAGGGAGUCCGAGCCCAAAAUUAAUCGAGCGUUUAUCCAACAGGGACUCUCACUUUUUAUCCAGUACCUUCCAUUAUGUAAAGGGAAAUGUUUUCGUGUGUGAUGUGCGUAUCAUAAUUUGGUAUCAGUAAAAUCAAAGGCCUAACUUAACCCAGAAAUUUAGGUUGAGGGGAAAGAUAAGAACAUAAACGGUAAAUAAAAUAUCAGUAAACAAAAGUUAAGAAUUACGAAAAAUAUUCAUACUUCUGUAAAGAAGACUAUGAAGUAAUGACUAGAUUUGAUGACAGUCAGAAGCCCUUACCUCUCAAAAUAUAUCAUUUUGUAGUAUUAAGAAAUUAAGGGAUCCUUUAUCAAGGACUAUUCUGCUUAGUUAUAUCAUUUCAUGACUGAAAAUUAUCAGAGAAGGGUUAAUAAGUAACAGGAUUGUUGAAAAUAACCCAUUAUCCACAAUGAGUCUGUGAAAGUGACUUUGAAGUAAAUAUAAUUAUUUUUAUGGCAAAAACGAAUUCGUUCAAAUCAGCAGUUGGGCAGAAACCCGAGCAGCACAGAGUUUUAAUGCUGACAUAAAAAGGAGUCCUCACAAAAGAUAUAUUUAAAGGUUAUACAUAGAGGGUUUGCAAACUGGAAGAAAGCAAGACUCGGUACCAAUUCCACAGCUUCUUUGCAAAAUAGCAGUAUACCAGGUUGUCUGCUCGACAACCCUGCCAAUGCUAAGGUAUAAAAUUUAAAAGUUAAGCAUAUCUUAGUUUUACCAGACCACUGAGCUGAUUAACAGCUCUCCUAGGGCUGGCCCGAAGGAUUAGAUAUUUUUACGUGGCUAGGAACCAGUUGGUUACCUAGCAACGGGACCUACAGGUUAUUGAGGGAUCUCGAACCACAUUAGAUCCAGAAAUGAAUUUCUAGUCACUAGAAAUAAAUUCCUCUAAUUCGGCGUUGGUAGAGCGGGGAGUCGAACUCGCGACUACCGAAAAAUCAGUAGGCGAGCACGUAAACUCACUCGUCCAACGAGGAACUAAAGAAUAAAGGUGAUUGCAACUGGUACAUAUAGACGGAAUGCUCUUGUAAUCAGCACGAGAUAAUUCUACCAGCAGCGUUUCGGAUGAUGUCAGACAGACAGCGUACAUUUCCAUUUUCGUAAUCAAAAAUAGCAUUUAGUCAGGCUAACGGCUCGGCUGACGUAUAGGACCUCGAGAUACAAAGAAUGUAUAUAUAUAUAAAAGUAACCCUUUACAGAGAGAAAGUAUGUUACGAGCUGUUGCCUGUUAGGCGAGCGACUAGUUUUCAUCUUAUGUGGAGCCAGCAGACAUUGCAAACGGUAGUCAAUACUGACGUACACUGAUAUAGAAAGAAGGACCUUUGCUGCCGAACCAUUUGCAGUGUUUGACUGGUUUCAUGUUUUCAGGACCAUAUCAUGUAGUAGACAAAGGUUUAUUUUUAAUUUGAGAGAAAAUGCCCUUUGUAUGAAUGAAUGCCUCCUAAUGGGUAUAUAUAUCAUGAUCCCUUCAUUGCCAUAAAUAAUGAAUGAUAGAUUGUAAGUCCCCCACUAUUUAAAAACCCCGUUGGAAUGGGUGGUCGUGAACUUGGUUCAUAUCAAUUGUCAUCUCUUUCCGUUUUCGCGAAGAGAUAAAACUCUUAUUUUUACUCAUAUCUAUAUUUUUACUUGUUUGUAUCAAGAACAAUGCGUGUCUGUAGUCGGCUAUCUUGAACGUGUCCACCUGACUUGCUACAUCUGACCUCAGCCGGACGUACUAUACCUACUCAGCCAUGUGUCGACCUGUAAUUCCAAGGUUACCUGAGAACCAGUUGCCUUUAAAUGCAGUCUGGAUGAACCUGCUUAGGUGUCCUCUUUCCCAUUAAUCUACCGAUGAUUUUCUAUCAGGUUAAUUGCAUCUAUAAAUCUGAUUUUUUUUAAUUACUCAACAUCAGGUCUGUUGUCCUUUAAUUGUUAGUUAAUAAAGUAGAAUGAAAGUAGUCUUUCGAGAGGACAGAUAGAUGAAAAUAAAAGGAA